Molecule: messenger RNA, 1063 nt
Organism: Anolis carolinensis (green anole)
Lineage: Eukaryota; Metazoa; Chordata; Lepidosauria; Squamata; Anolidae
Gene: tomm22
Product: translocase of outer mitochondrial membrane 22
Exons: 4
Coding region: 52-471 (139 amino acids)
Biological process (GO): intracellular protein transport
Cellular component (GO): mitochondrial outer membrane
Source: RefSeq, a predicted model, not a curated record
GCAACGCUCUACCCUGCUGCCCAGGCUCGCUCGCUCUCCUCGUUUGCAGUCAUGGCCGCCGCGACGCCGCUGUCUCCCGAAGGCCUGCUUUUGCCCAAAGGCGGCGCCGGCAAGGUCGAGCAGCUGGGAGCGGAGAUCGAGGAGGACGAUGACGACGAGCUGGAUGAGACGUUGGGAGAGAGACUUUGGGGUUUGACAGAGAUGUUCCCAGAUAGUCUUCGAUCUGCAGCUGGAGCAACUUUUGACGUAUCACUUUCUAUAGCCCAGAAAAUGUACAGAUUCUCCAGGGCAGCUCUGUGGAUUGGGACAACUUCUUUCAUGAUCCUAGUCCUUCCUGUUGUUUUUGAAACCGAGAAACUGCAGAUGGAGCAGCAGCAGCAGAUGCAACAGCGGCAGAUUUUAUUAGGACCCAACACAGGACUCUCUGGAGGAAUGCCAGGUGCUCUGCCUCCUCUUCCUGGAAAGAUUUAAUUAAGCUUCAUUGGAGCCAUGACAUGGAAGGAAGCUCAAAAUCAUAUGUUCGAACUGUUGUUGGGUUAAGGCUGGAGCCUUUCUUUCUUUAUGGGACAUUCCCCUAUUCACAAUGGAGGCAGAACCCAAAUCUGGAUCUCCUGAGAUGGGUUUUCUUCCUUCAUCUUUUGACAGUCAUGAUUUUCCCAUCCACCCACUGAAUCAAUGUUAUAAUCAGCUGCAAGGACUUUUGAAGCUUCUAUUUGGUAUCCUUACCUCCAGAAAACCACCUCAGGACAAGUCUGACACUGGCCAGCUUUAGCCAGAAGUGUUAUCUGUGUGAAUAAUCCUGUGCUCCCUUCCUGCUUUAUCUAAGAUCUGUCUCAAAAGAAGAGCAAGAAAUGCAGUAAACAUGCCAGCAGGUAUAGUAUGGAGAAGAAUCUAGUGUACAUUAAAGUCCAUGGUGUGAGCGCCUACUUGAAUCUUCUGUCCUAUAAUGUUUCGAAAAUAAGUGAAGCAGGAAAAGUCAAUUUUGCUAAUUAUCUGUGCUGAAUCUAUUAGUAUCAAAGUCAAGUACUACACUUUUGUAUUAAAUAGUUUCAGUGCAAACAAA